AUGUCUAACCCCGAGGACGAGCCGCGCCUGCAAAUCGCGCCUGAGAAGCUCGACGAAAACAUCGUUGUUCUCAUCACCGGCGCCAACACUGGCCUCGGAUACUCGACAUGUUGCCGCCUCGUGGACGAAUUCGCCAAAUCUUAUCCAGACACCUACCGACUGACCGUCAUCUUCACCACCCGCCGUCCACCAGCACAAGUCCGGUCGACGCGCGAUGACUUGACCAAGUAUGCAUCGCGCCAUGGGGAUCAGCUCGCCAGCCGCGUGCAGUUCCUUGCCGAGACCCUCGAUCUGUUCAGCCUUCAUUCCGUUCGAGCCCUAUCGCGCCGCCUGAAUCGCAAUUUCACAAAACUCGAUGCCAUUAUCCUGAAUGCCGGAUGGGGAGGAUGGAGUGGCCUCAACUGGCCAAAGGCCGUCUUCUCAGUCCUGACAGACAUGGUGAAUGCCACAACCUGGCCUACGUAUAAACUCGCCAAGGCCGGCGUGACUACCCCAAGACAGACCCAACUGGCCGAGGAAGAGCCCCUGAGCGCGGUGUUUUGCGCAAAUGUGUUUGGCCACUAUAUGCUUGCGCACAACGUCAUGCCUCUGCUCAGACGGUCUGGAAAACCAAACGGGCCAGGGCGCGUUAUCUGGAUCAGUAGCAUCGAGGCAACGACGACGGUUUUUGAUGUUGACGAUAUCCAAGCUUUGAAAAGCGAGGCCCCCUACGAAAGCUCCAAAGCCCUGACCGACAUUCUGGCCCUGACAUCGGACCUGCCCAGCACUGCGCCAUGGGUAAAGAGCUUUCUAGCUGCCGAUUCGUCGGAAAGCGAAUCGUCAAAAGAGCCAUCCACCACCACCGGCCCACCACCUCUAAACUACCUGAGCCACCCGGGCAUUUUUGGCUCCUCAAUCGUGCCCCUCAUCAUGCCUCUAUGGUACUGCAUGCUCGCCGCUUUCUAUAUCUCGCGUCUACUCGGCUCCCCCUGGCACACGGUAACAACCUACCUCGGCGCAAACGCACCGGUCUGGCUCGCGCUCAGUCCACAAGAAAUCCUCGACGAAGCCGAAAAGCCGUAUCGCGAGAACGGCGGCGGACAUGCGAAAUGGGGGUCAUCGACAGACAGGCUUGGCCGCCCCCGUGUCGCAAACACGGAACUCGACGGUUGGGGUUAUGGUGGUGUCGUGGGCAGGCCGCCUGUUGUGCCCGAGGACCGUUCUCGUCGCCGCAAGCCGGGUAUGAAGCUGCAGACGGCUGAGGAUAGGCUUCAAUUUGAGGAGUUGGGGCGACGCUCAUGGCAGUAUAUGGAAGAAUUGCGCGUCGAGUGGGAUAGGUUGCUCGAUGUCUCCGAAAAGUCGCAAUAA
Molecule: messenger RNA, 1347 nt
Organism: Talaromyces rugulosus
Lineage: Eukaryota; Fungi; Ascomycota; Eurotiomycetes; Eurotiales; Trichocomaceae
Exons: 2
Coding region: 1-1347 (448 amino acids)
Biological process (GO): ergosterol biosynthetic process
Cellular component (GO): lipid droplet; mitochondrial outer membrane; endoplasmic reticulum membrane
Molecular function (GO): 3-beta-hydroxysteroid 3-dehydrogenase (NADP+) activity
Source: RefSeq, a predicted model, not a curated record